AUGUCGUGGCUCUUAAAGACGCCAAAAGAUCUUGGAUGUUUUGAAGGAAUAGAUGGAAUAAACAAUAUAAAAGUAAGGCAUCGAUUAAAGAAACAUUUCUUCGAUGAUAGUUACAGAAUAAACCCUUACCAAAGGCCGAAUGAUAAGAAAUUAUUCAAGUUCUGGAAAAAUAGGGCAACCAUUUUCAAGCUCAUAAAUAAUGGUAACAUAUAUUUAACAGACGAAUUGUGGUUUAGUGUCACACCCGAAAAUCUUGCACAGUUUACUGCAAAUUAUGUUAGGCAUUGUCUACCCAAUGGAAAUUGUAUUGUUGAUGUGUUUUGUGGAGGCGGUGGUAAUACCAUUCAGUUUGCAAGAUUAUUUGAGAAAGUUUACGGGAUAGAUUCAAAUAUCGACCAUUUGUAUUGUGCCUAUAAGAAUGCUGAGUGUUACAAUUCUGCUGUCAAGCUUAAACUGAUAUAUGGUGACUGGGAAGAAUCAUUGAAAAAGACUUUAGUCAAGAACUUGGGAAAAACACCCGAUUGCAUAUUUGCUUCACCUCCGUGGGGUGGUGUUGACUAUUUGAGACAGGACACUUAUGACCUCGAAGAACAUUUACAGCCGUCGCCAUUAUCAAAGAUACUUAGCGUUUUCUUCUCUGUAUGUCAGAAUGUAGUUUUGUUUCUACCGAGAAACUCAGAUCUUGAUCAGUUGUCCUCAAUUACUCAUGACUUAUUAGGCCCUGAUGAAAAAUGUAAAGUUGUUUAUGUUAAGGAUAACGGUUACAUGAAAGGAAUACUUGCAUUUUGGGGGAGACCAUUCUAUGAUUUUUCUGAGUACUAUCCAACAGAAAUAGAGGAAGAGGAAUCGCAUGAAUUAAAUAAUAAAAGAUCAUCGAAAGAUCUUGAAAUUAAAAUGGAGGAUUUGUAUUGA
Messenger RNA from Kluyveromyces lactis, 912 nucleotides. RefSeq names its product RNA methyltransferase (gene TGS1). The coding region runs from base 1 to 912 and encodes 303 amino acids. The record is from RefSeq and is a predicted model, not a curated record. Gene Ontology annotation, biological process: 7-methylguanosine RNA capping; 7-methylguanosine cap hypermethylation. Gene Ontology annotation, cellular component: nucleus. The transcript has a single exon. NCBI's taxonomy places the organism in Eukaryota, Fungi, Ascomycota, Saccharomycetes, Saccharomycetales, Saccharomycetaceae. Gene Ontology annotation, molecular function: RNA cap trimethylguanosine synthase activity.